UGUGUGUGUGUUUUUGCAGGUGUAUCAUGUGUUGUUCGCGGAAUGGUGAAUAUCGCAGUCGUUUGGCAAACGCGUCUUGUUGCUUGCUUGUUUGCUGCUGGACUGCGACUUGGUGUUGGUCACCUCUGGUCACCGGGUUCUCCAUCCAGGAACGCAGUGGGAACGAGUCACUGAAGGCAUCGACGAAUGCGUCUCCUGGAUGGCUUCUGGAUGACGGCAGUAGUGACAAUGAAGCAUCGGGGCCUUGUGGCCAGAAUUGCAUGCAGGCGUGGGAAUUGGGCAGACCCGUUUGCGGAACUGAUGGCAGAACUUAUCCCUCGAGUUGCGAUGUUUGGCAGGCCAAAUGCAAGGGACAUCACAUCAGGAUCAAGCACAAGGGGAAAUGUUCAGAAGGGAACAGAUGCUGGAUGGAACGAGCUCACGCUCUGGCGUCCAACAACAAUGCGCAACAGUAUCUGGAGGCGUACAUCCCAGAGUGUCUCCCUGACGGUGGCGGAUAUGCCCCGGUGCAAUGCCACAAACUCAUGGGCUACUGUUGGUGUGUGACGGAAAACGGUCAGCCGAUCCCUGGGACGUCCCUGGCCCACCGUCGCCCACAAUGCACCCCGCGAGAGAAAAAGGCGAAUACGAGUCGAAGAUCGUCUAGAGGAAAGAAGAAACGGCAAGGUUGUUCGCCGGCUGAUCGGUACGUGUUCAACAAGAAUCUCAUUGACAAAUUCACCACGGAACACAAUCGACUGGCGAGACGAAAACGACCACCAGCUGUUGAAAGACAAGACGCUUCCGAAGUGGACAAAGAAGUGAUUGUGUGGAAGUUCACGACUUUGGACUCGGACGGAGACGGAGUUCUCUCUAGGAUGGAGUUCAAAGCCCUGCGACAGCUCAUUAAAAAGGUUGUGAAGCCGAGAAGGUGUGCCAAGACGUUCACGAAAUUCUGCGACGUGAUUUAUGAUCGGAAGAUUUCGCGGGACGAGUGGAUUGGCUGCUUUGGCGUGGAUAGUUCUAAAUUCAUGUACUCUGGAUUUGGCAGUGGGAGGUCAUCUGGCUCUUUGCCUUUGCAAGAAGUCGACACGCACAAAUCGUCAGGAAAAGAAAAUGAGAAAGCUGAAAACAACGAGUACAUGGAUGAAGUCGCUGCUUCGAGUUCUGAACAAGCUUUGCCAGUGAAAGACGGACGGAAUUGCUUGGAGGAGAGGAAGAAUGUACUGGAAUCAAGUACUGGUGGUUCCUUGAAUCUCUACAUCCCUGAGUGCAACACUGAUGGUUCCUACAAACAGGUUCAAUGCUAUACUCAGGGCUCUAAAGAACGAUAUUGCUUUUGUGUCAAGUCCACCGACGGCAGCAUUAUAGAAGGAUCGUUCGCCAAAGGUGGAACCCCUGACUGCGAAAAGGUCAGAACGAGUCCAAAGGUGUCAACGACGACCCCGUCAGCGUCUGUCGACUUGAUCUCCAAUGCCCGGAUCGUCAUGAAAGGCUGCACAGGGAGGAAAAAGGCGAAUUUUUUGCAAGAAUUGAUGGACGAACUCUCGAAAGCCAUGUUCCAGGCUGCAGCGAAUGAUUCCCACGUGAUCAUCGGUGAUCAUCUGGGAAGUGGUCAGACGAUUGAUGAAAAGGCGGCGAGGUGGAAGUUCGCAAAGCUUGACGUCAAUCGAAAUCAUUUGUUGGAUAAGCAGGAAUGGAAAGCGUUCAAAGCUUGGGCACUAUUGCGGCCUUCCUUGAAGAGAAAAUGUGGGAAACGUUUGCCGCGUUUCUGCGAUGCCAACAGUGACAGGAAGAUUUCCAUGGACGAGUGGCUCGAGUGCCUUGAAGCGAAAGAAACAAAGGCAAAAAGAAGAGGCCCGAAUCCCUUCAAGACCAUCCUGAAGAGUGACUGAUAUUUGUGACAGCAGAGGGCGCUGCGAGUCGCACAAAGCAACCAUGUUUGUUUUUGUUUCUGAAGCCCAGAUUUGCUUUUGGAAUGUGAUAUUCUCAUUUGAUGUACCUAACCUGAUUGAUGGCCAAAAUUCCUCGUUUCCCCAAAUGGUUUCGAAAAAGAAUCUUCCAGCUUUUGAUUAAUGUGCCUUUUGCUUUUCUGUUUUCCAUCAAUUGUGCUCUGUGUUAUUUGACAAGAAAGAAAUUAUCGUAAUCUCGAUGCUUUUUGUAUUGCAACUCUUGUAAUGGCGAAGUCUUUGAUGGGAAGCAGAAAGGUUUUUUUUUUUUUGUAUUGUGUUCCUGGGCGCAGGUAUGAUGAUGCUGAUUUUUUUUUUGGCAUGCGAUGAAACUCUUCCAUGUGGUGUGAUGAUGCCAUAUAUUUGGCACCAUUUCUGUGAAUGUGCUGCGAAAUCAGAAUGCCAAAUUGGAUUGACUUUUGCACCAUGAUGGUGAAGAAAAUGAAAAGUUUUUUUGUGCAA
Notodromas monacha is the source of this 2390-nucleotide messenger RNA. The record is from the annotation of a GenBank genome assembly. Lineage: Eukaryota; Metazoa; Arthropoda; Ostracoda; Podocopida; Cyprididae.